This is a messenger RNA of Ceraceosorus bombacis, 960 nucleotides long. The record is from the annotation of a GenBank genome assembly. NCBI's taxonomy places the organism in Eukaryota, Fungi, Basidiomycota, Exobasidiomycetes, Ceraceosorales, Ceraceosoraceae.
AUGGCCGGAAGCAGCGCGAAGGUCUCGUCGAAGAAUUAUUGGAUGGCUUACAUUGGUCAGAGAGCAGCCUUAAGUCUUGCUGGUCCAUCCAAAUCUUUCUACUUGGGAAAGCAGAGAGAGCAUCGCGUCUUGCCAAUUCCGACAAGGCACGGAGAUGUCCAGUGCUGGGUGUACGACGCGGCGUCGGGCACGAAGCUGAACCUGCACACCGUUCAGUCUCGUAGCACAGGCGCUCCCAUCCACGUCAGCAUCCACGGCGGGGGCUGCAUCUUGUCGUCACCUUGGGAAGACGACCACAUCAACUCUCAUUUGGCUGGACUCGGUAUGGUAGUGGUUAGCCCGGUCUACUCGUGCGCGCCGCAAAAGCGCUUCCCGGUAGCUGAAGAGGAAGUCUAUGAUGUCUGCAAGUGGCUGAGCACGAAGAGUGGCGAAGCGUACGGAUGGGACAGCAGUCGGAUCUCGGUCAGUGGCUUUAGCGCUGGAGGCAAGCUGGCUCUGAACAUUGCUCAGCAGGCACAUGCGGAGAAUAAUGAGACUCUGCGACUACGAGCCUUGGCUCCCUACUUUACAAUGUUCGACGUGACGCGCUCCAAGCGGCACUCGAAGCACAGUAACAUGUUCCCAAUCGUGCCCGCGUGGCAGCUGGCUCUUGUGCAAGCAGUAUAUUUUCCAGACAUCGCUUCCCGCUCCACGCCGCUUGCAUCUCCUUAUCACGAUCCGGCUCUUGCCGAAGCCUGUCGAGGCAUUCCGCUCCUGAUCACGACCGGCGGUCGAGACACUCUUGGGGUCGAAGGCGAUGAGGUGGCACAUAGACUCGGCGGUGCAGGUGUGGAUGUCACGCACAAGUGCUUCGAGGAUGCGGAUCACGCAUACACACACAAAGGCUCCAAGGAGACUGCCCGCGAGUCUAUCAUCAUGCUAGGAGACUUUUUGACCAAGCAUCUGAGCCUGGAGUCGUGA